Anisakis simplex (herring worm) is the source of this 891-nucleotide messenger RNA. Lineage: Eukaryota; Metazoa; Nematoda; Chromadorea; Rhabditida; Anisakidae. The record is from the annotation of a GenBank genome assembly.
ACUAUUGUGGGAUCUGUUGAAGCGCCAAAAUUCGAAUCAAUUGGUGGUAAUCUGAGUGAUCUCAGUAAGACUAUUCAAGAACUUCGCCAUGCGUUAAAAUAUCAAGAAAUCAUCGAUUCAUUAACAUCAGACAAGAACGAUGUCGAAAGGUCGCUAGAGGAAAAAACCACUUUGCUGACUGAGGCCUAUGAAAGAAUCAAUGAACUAGAGGACUCGCUAUCAAAAAGUUCUAAAGAGCGUGAAGAAGCGAUUGAAAAAGCAGUUAUGGAGAGGGUUAAAGUCAUGUCAAAGGGAACUGAAUAUACGAGAAAAUUGGAAGAGGACGAGACCUUUGUCCAUGAAGAGCGAUACGUUGUACCUCGCCGAUCAAAAUCACCACCCGAUGAUGUGAGCCAGAUUCGUCUACAGUUGGAUCAGCUACACAGUGAGAUGGAAGCCAAGAACGCCGAACUCGCAAAAGUUUUAAAGCUUAAAGACGAGGCUGAAUGGUGCCUUGGUGAACAUCGUCAGUGGCUCAGUGAAGCAAAUGACAGAAAUUCACAAAUGUCGGGUGAACUCGCCGAAAAGCAAAGAGCGAUCGAUGCUUUGAAUGGCGAAAAAGAUCGUCUACAAAGUGAGGUGGCUGCACUCUCAGAUAAAUUGAAAGAAACACUUUCAGCUGAUGUGGAUGGUGUAUCGCACACUGAACUGUCAGCUGAAGAGACGUGUAGUCUUGAGGCCAAACUGAGAGAAAAAGAAGACCAACUGCAUAAGGCAGUCACAGAAAUCGAUGAGAAAGAAGAGGAAAUCAAUCAAGGUGUUAAUGGCAUUGAUUAUCUGAAUGCGGCACCAUAUUCAAAUCCGUUUCGUCCCUAUACAAAAUUUCUUAUUUCAGCAAUUUACAUCGCGUGA